Brassica napus (rape) is the source of this 2278-nucleotide messenger RNA. RefSeq names its product protein DA1-related 6-like. The record is from RefSeq and is a predicted model, not a curated record. Gene Ontology annotation, molecular function: ubiquitin binding. Bases 477 to 1922 code for a protein of 481 amino acids. The transcript has 11 exons. NCBI's taxonomy places the organism in Eukaryota, Viridiplantae, Streptophyta, Magnoliopsida, Brassicales, Brassicaceae.
AGGGAGGGAAACCCCUUGAUUGAAUCGUCUGGGAAAAUAUUUAACAUUAACGAAAAUGCCAUUGAGAGUGACAUAUCUGAUGGAAGAUCGGAAAAGAAAAAGGAAAAAGCUUUUUGAUUUGGGCAGCGGUAACCAACCAAAAACCCAAAAGCCAUAGCAACGGGGUUAGGUAUGAGAUUUGUUUUUUGUAAUUAUUUAGAUGCCAACUUGAUCCCCUAUUACAUUCAUCCGAGUUGUUGGUUCGUUAUUUAAAGUUUGAUAUUAAUAAAGAGAUUCUCCAUCGUUAUCAAAACUGAGAAAAUUUAGCAAAAACCCAUGUGAGUUUUUUUUUGUCACGUUGUUGGAGACUCUAUGCAUUCCACUAGCAGCUCAAGUGCCGUGCUCUUCUUCUGUUUCUCUGAUUGUCUUUUAUAUAUUGGUCUCAUUUUCUGUUUCAGACAACCCACCCCAGGACGCUAGAUCGGGGAAGAAGAUAGAUGGGGUGCUUCUGCUUCAAACCCUCAACCUCUGAGGAUCCUUUUGAAGCUGAAACUGAUAUCGUCAAACAAGUGUCAUCGAAUGAUGCUCACGUUCAAGAAGAUGAACAGCUUGCUUUGGCCAUUCAAAAAUCUAAAGAAGACGAAGAGGAAGGAAGGCGCACCAGGGACUUAGAAGAGCAUGCACAGGAGAGAGGAGAAAGGCAAAAUAAUUAUGACAACUCUUCUUCUUUGAAAGACAAAAAAGAAGGACAGACUUCUGAGGAGAGUGUAAAGGAGAAAGACAAAAGAAAGCAGUUUGAAGAAGAAGUGAAGCAUGAUGAACAACUUGCUGUGAGUCCUCCUCCUCCUCCUCCUCCUCCUCCUCCACUUGAAGAACAUGACAACAUUUCCUCUGAAGCUCCCUUGGAUGAGAAUGAGGAGCAGCGGAUUAUCUGGGAGAGUUUGAAGGAUAAAGGUCAAACAAAGCCAUCUGAAGAUGAGGUCAUUCCUCCUCGUAGCAAGUGUGGUGGUUGCCACUCUGAGAUUGAACAAGGAGGAUCAGUGGAUGUCUUUGGUGUUCCUUGGCAUCCUGAAUGUUUCUCUUGUGGUGCUUGCCGUAACCCAAUUGCUGUCCACGAGGUUCAAAACCAUGUCUCAAACUCAAGAGGCAAGUUCCACAAGAACUGCUAUAACCGGUACUGCUAUGUCUGCCAAGAGAAAGUGAAGAUUAGAGAGUACAAUAGCCAUCCUUUCUGGAAGGAGAUAUACUGCCCUGCUCAUGAAACUGAUGGAACUCCCAAGUGUUGCAGUUGCGAGAGGCUAGAGCCUAGAGAAACGGAGUUCGUAAUGCUAGAUGAUGGAAGGUGGCUAUGUCUAGAAUGUAUGGACUCAGCGGUUAUGGAUACUGACGAAGUCCAGCCUCUUCACUUUGAAAUCCGUGACUUCUUCCAUGGCUUGUUCUUGCCAGUUGAGAAAGAGUUUUCUCUUCUUUUGGUUGAGAAACAAGCCCUGAAUAAAGCUGAGGAGGAAGAAAAGAUCGACAACCAGCAUGGUGUGGUAACCAGAGGUAUUUGCUUGUCUGAAGAGCAGAUUGUCACAAAUGUGUCAAAAGGGCCAAAGAUGGGGGAGAACAAGCAGCUAACAGGAAAGACCACGGAAUCUCAAAGGGUUGUGAGUGGAUGCCCGGUCACUGCAAUUCUCAUCUUAUAUGGACUUCCUAGGUUACUAACAGGAUCUAUCAUGGCUCACGAGAUGAUGCAUGCUUAUCUUAGACUCAAUGGACAUAAUAAUUUGGACAAGGUUCUGGAAGAAGGAAUAUGCCAAGUGCUAGGGCACAUGUGGUUGGAGACUCAGAGAUACGCCCCUAUUGAUGUUGCUGCAGCUUCUUCUUCUUCUUCUUCUUCAUCAAAUGCAGCAAAGAAAGGGGAGUGGUCUGAACUCGAGAAGAAGCUGGUGGAUUUUUAAAAGUAUGAGAUAGAAACAGAUGAGUCAGCUGUCUAUGGUGAAGGGUUUAGGAAAGUUAACUAUAUGGUUACAAAUUCCAGCCUCCAGGAAACCCUCAAAGAGAUUCUUCCCCGCAGGGGUUGAAGAAGAUGAUGAAGAAGAAGAGCAUCUCUGAUUCAAAAGUUUUGAAUCAGCUCAUGUACGAAAAACAUACUACAUAUAUAUAUGUACACAUACGCACGUUUCGGCAUUUACUUGUUUCGCAAUAAAGCUUGUUUGGUGUGUGUAAAACUGUUUUUCUUCUUGGUAAAGUUGGAAAAGAGUAUCUUGCUGGAGCUGAUCGUCCGAACCACUAGUUUCGCCGUGGGCUUUUUCUU